Molecule: messenger RNA, 696 nt
Organism: Dioscorea cayenensis subsp. rotundata (Guinea yam)
Lineage: Eukaryota; Viridiplantae; Streptophyta; Magnoliopsida; Dioscoreales; Dioscoreaceae
Product: pyruvate dehydrogenase E1 component subunit beta-3, chloroplastic-like
Exons: 4
Coding region: 1-696 (231 amino acids)
Biological process (GO): pyruvate decarboxylation to acetyl-CoA
Molecular function (GO): pyruvate dehydrogenase (acetyl-transferring) activity
Source: RefSeq, a predicted model, not a curated record
AUGGCGGCUGCUAUGCACAUGGCAACAUUGUCUUUCUUCUCCUCCUCCUCUGCUUACAAGACCACCAACGUUUCUGAUAGGCUUCGGCUCGGAUUGGCUCCGCUGCCAGCAUCUCUUGCAGGGCGGAAAGGAAGCAUUUUGGUAAUCAGAUCUGAAGCUGGGUUUGCUUGUGGUUCUAAUGCAAGGGCUCGCUCUUCCAAAUUGAUCACCAAUGCAGUCGCAACUAAGCCUGAUGCGUCUGCAAGUUCAACAGGAUCAAAACCUGGUCAUGAGCUGAUGUUAUUUGAAGCUUUACGAGUGGGGUUGGAUGAAGAGAUGGCCCGAGAUCCUAGGGUUUGUGUUAUGGGUGAAGAUGUGGGUCACUAUGGUGGUUCCUACAAGGUGACCAAGGGUCUUGCAACCAAAUAUGGAGACCUGAGGGUUCUUGACACUCCCGUCGCGGAGAACUAUUUCACUGGCAUGGGCAUUGGAGCAGCAAUGACUGGCUUGAGGUCAGUGAUUGAUGGCAUGAACAUGGGCUUCCUUCUACUUGGUUUCAACCAGAUAUCAAACAACUGUGGCAUGCUGCACUACACCUCUGGUGGUCAAUUCACCAUUCCUGUUGUGAUUCGUGGGCCAGGGGGUGUUGGUCGUCAACUUGUUGCUGUAGGCGAUCUUCAUGGCCAGCCUUGUGAGGUGGCAUGGAAGACCUGUUGA